AUGGACCUGUUCAGCCAGCUGAUCCUCGUCAUCUUGGUCACCAGUUUCCUCUCCUUCCAGUGGCUCUUCCACCGGGUCAGUCCCUGGGUCUCCCCCCGCGUCAGUCCUGGCUUCCUACGCCUGGCAGACCAACAGAAAGUGGAAUGGAACUCAAGGACGGUGUCCACACUUCAUGCCCUGGUGGUAGGGUUCUUUUGCCUCUACAUCCUGCUGUUUGACGACGCCGUCAAUGAAGACCCUGUCUGGGGAGAUCCCACUCUUGUGAAGAUAAAUGUUGGCAUGACAACAGGCUACCUCAUAUCUGAUCUGCUGCUAAUAUUUUACUAUUGGAAGGCGAUAGGCGACAAGUUUUUUGUCGUGCACCACCUUGCUGCGCUGUAUGCUUACUACUAUGUACUGGGACACGGAAUGUUGCCUUAUUUUGCUAACUUCCGUCUGCUUGCAGAGUUCUCCACGCCGUGUGUGAACCAGCGGUGGUUCUUUGAAGUGUUAGGUUACCCCAAGUCCUCCAAGCCCAACAUCGCUAACGGGAUGGCAAUGGCUCUGGUCUUCUUCCUGGUUCGCAUCGCCGUCAUGCCCCUCUACUACAGCCGCAUGUGGUCCGUGUACGGCACCGAAGCCUUUUUCCGCGUCCCGCCGGAAGGCCGCGCUGCCUGGAUCAUCUCCAGCGUCUCGCUGGAUGUCAUGAACGUCAUGUGGAUGCAUAAGAUCGCCCGCGGCUGCUACAAGGUCAUGUGCUCGGCCCGACGGCACACAGUGGAGACACGAGAGAAUGGAAAGACUGACUAAGAAGCAAGAGGGAUGGUUGAUGUAAUGGGUAGGGGAAACCCAUUGAACCACUGUCCCCUUUUUUAGUGCACAAUUGAAUUAGUACCUGACUGUUUCAGGGUCAACUAGAAAAAGCCAAGUCUCACACGGACUGAAUUUUAUUCUAGAUGACGGCACAUUUUUGCUCCCCUUUUGAGAUUGGAGCAUUGUGCUGGAUGUGGACAAAGGGACAAUAACUGGGGCAGUGGUUGUAGAAACUGUUAGCAUCACUUUCUGUGCAUUGUAUCACAAAACAGCAUGUCUGGGAUGACGUAUCUGUUUUUCCCCCAACACUUCACCAAGUCAAAACGUUUACUGCUUGUUCCCGACCGUAGACUCAAUGUGUGAUGCUCAUGUGCUCUCCAGAGUAACUUGAAGCCCCUCACUUAAUGUUGCUUUUUUUAAUAUUCUGGUUGUCUGAAUCCCGUAGGUUAUUGAUUUACAUUUUGAACACAGAGGAAUUAAUUGUUGUUCAAAUGGUGAGUACAAAUAAUAUAACAGUUUUUGAAAAACAGUUUUUUGGGACGAAACCAACCCAACUAACCCAAAUAACCCAACCA
Messenger RNA from Salvelinus namaycush (lake trout), 1367 nucleotides. RefSeq names its product TLC domain-containing protein 4-B-like. Gene Ontology annotation, cellular component: membrane; endoplasmic reticulum. NCBI's taxonomy places the organism in Eukaryota, Metazoa, Chordata, Actinopteri, Salmoniformes, Salmonidae. The coding region runs from base 1 to 789 and encodes 262 amino acids. The record is from RefSeq and is a predicted model, not a curated record. Gene Ontology annotation, biological process: lipid homeostasis. The transcript is spliced from 6 exons.